UUAAUUCUAGGUGGAGCUUUAUCCAUCACUCUCUCCCCUAGUUUGCCUCUCCUUUGGCCACCGAUUUCUCAGCUCAAUUUCACUCUCUAAGAAUCUCAAAUUUUACCUCUCUCUCUCAAAAUUUCCCAUUUUGCACCCUCGUUUUCUUUGGUAUUUCUUUGUGUGAGUGUUUCCAAUCUGCGCCUCUCAAUGUUUUGCUCUUUUUAUGUACAGAUCUUAGUUGUCCCCUGCACGAAUCAAGGUAUUCAAUUUUUUCCUCUAUCAUCAGCUUUUACUUUCAGGAAUAAUCUCUGAGCUCUUUCAAAGCUCCAAUUUUGGUGACUCAAGGCUCAAAGCUUUGUGCUCGGCAUCUUGGUCCGAUUCAGGUUCUCAUCCUGCUGAUUGAAUGUUUCUGAGCUGUUUGAUAGGGAUUGUCUGCGUGAUUAGAAGGAGAUGAGUCGUAUGACAAGUGAGAGUGAGAAUGGCAUUGUCUCCAAUAAUCAGAUUGAGUUGCCAUUGGGCGAGGAAGGCAAUUAUUGUGGAAGUGCAAAUGGAGGAGUUGUUCUUAAGAAAGGGCCAUGGACUUCUGCUGAAGAUGCAAUUUUGAUAGAAUAUGUGAAGAAGCAUGGGGAGGGGAACUGGAAUGCUGUUCAGAAGCACUCAGGGCUUUUCCGUUGUGGCAAAAGCUGCAGAUUGCGAUGGGCCAAUCACCUAAGGCCUAAUCUAAAGAAAGGAGCAUUUACCCAAGAAGAAGAACAGCUAAUCAUUGAACUUCAUGCAAAGAUGGGAAACAAAUGGGCACUAAUGGCUGCACAUUUGCCUGGACGUACAGACAAUGAGAUAAAGAAUUACUGGAAUACUAGAAUUAAGAGGCGUCAACGGGCUGGCUUACCACUUUAUCCACCUGAAGCCUCUUUGCAAGCGUUGCAGGAGAGUCAACGAUGCUUGAACAUUGACAGAAUCGAGAUUCGGAAUAAAAGUCAGCAUGAUACCUUGCAGAGCAACAGUUAUGGGAUACCCAAUGUCAUCUUUGACAAUUUAACGCCCAACCAAAGCAUCAUACCUUAUGUUCCUGAACUUCCUGAUAUUACUGCAAGCAGCAUGCUGAUGAAAGGCCUGAGCUCUUUUCAAUAUGGAAGCAUCAUGUCACCAAUAAUGCACCGCCAGAAGCGUCUUCGAGAGGCAACAACCUUAUUAUCCAGUUUUGGUGGUGGCAUGAAAAAUGAGUUCCAUUUGUUUGACCAGUUUCAGGAGGUUGACAUAGCUGCUCAAUCCUUUGGAUUGCCUUUUCCAUUUGAUUAUGAUUCUACCACCAAGAACCCAGAGUUUUUUGGUGAAAAUCAGGGUAGCCAUACCCUUGCCAAUGGCAAUUUCUCUGCUUCUAAGCCCACUUCUGAGGCUGUGAAGUUGGAGCUCCCUUCACUCCAAUAUUCAGAAUCUGAUUUAGGUGGCUGGGGCCCAUCUUGUUCCCCAUCACCUUUAAUCGAGUCUGUUGAUGCUUUUAUCCAAUCUCCCCCUACUGGGACAGUUGAGUCUGAGUGUCCAUCACCACGUAAUAGUGGCCUAUUAGAUGCUUUACUUCAUGAGGCCAAAACUUUAAGCAGUGCAAAGAAUCAAUUAUCUGACAAGAGUUCAAAUUCAUCCACUGUUACUCCCGGUGAUAAUGCAGACAGUCCUGGCCUUAAUAUUUCUGAGACGGAAUGGGAAGACUAUGGUCACCCUUUUUCUCCUUUGGGUCAUACUGCAACUUCCCUUUUCAGCGAGUGCACUCCCAUCAGUGCCAAUGAAAGUUCUUUGGAUGAAUCACCAUCUUGCGAGACCUUUACUGGAUCUAAAUGUAAAUUUGGACGUUCUGCAGAGUGCUAUGUGAAAUCAGAAUCUGUUGAUCAGACUUGGACUGCAGAUAGAGAAAAAGAAUCCUCUACCUGGUUGGAUAUUACUUCCCCUGAUGCCUUACUUGAUUCAGGUUGGCUUGAACAUGAUUCUGCUUAUGGAAAGGACCAAGUGAUCGUGACUGAUGCCGUGGAAACCCUUCUUUGUGAUGAUUUGAGUAGUGAGUCCAAGCAGAUGGCUGCUGGAGCAUCUGUAAAUCAUGGAUGGGGACAUAGUUCUUGUUCAUGGAACAACAUGCCUGCUGUCUAUCAAAUGUAUGAACUCCCUUGAAGUUCGAAGUCUGCUAUCCAUUUUGAUGAUUUUGCUGCUUCAUUCAUGUUGAUGAUUUCUACGAUCUAGGUAGCCACUUGGUCUGAGUACCUAUUGAACCUAGAAAAGUUCAACCAGACUCGUGUUAAUGUUUCAGUUAGGAUUAUUUCAUUUCUGGUUUCAUGAAACAAGGCAAUGCAUGUAUGCCAAUAUCAAAACUUACACAAAGUAUACCAAAUGCAUUAUGGCUUUUGCUAAAUUUGUAGAAUAACAUGCACGUUCAUCUCAAUGAUUUUGGUUAUUUGAUGGACUUGAUUUGGUUCCACUGA
Molecule: messenger RNA, 2450 nt
Organism: Populus euphratica (Euphrates poplar)
Lineage: Eukaryota; Viridiplantae; Streptophyta; Magnoliopsida; Malpighiales; Salicaceae
Product: transcription factor GAMYB-like
Exons: 5
Coding region: 433-2142 (569 amino acids)
Source: RefSeq, a predicted model, not a curated record